CAUGGUCACACCGUCAUCGACUUCAUCAGGCACACUGCGUAUAAAUCAUCCCCGCCAGCCGGGCGCGCUCUGUGGGCUCGGUAGCUGUGCCACGACACGGCUUAACCCACUUCUGUUCACCAUGCAGGUACCGCAAUAAGCAAUCGAGUUCAUCUCACUGUGGGUAUAUGCCACGUCUAGAGAGGUGAAGAAGAAGAACCGUGACGCCGAACAAGGAAUUUUGUACGAGCCAUGUUUUGAGGCAACAACAACAAUUUCGCUUUAGAAGUGAGCGCACAGAGCGCGGACCCAACGUGCAACGCCGCUUAGCUUGGCAGUGCUCAGCUCAGGAAGCGAGCCAGCGGAUGUUACCCAGAGAGGAUUGUGUGAGCAGCCUCGACGUCCGCACGUGGGCGCUCGGUUUGGUGGUGGGCAUCGCGCUGGGCCUCAUGUGGCAGCAGGCGCCUACCGACAGGCUGGACAUCGGCGCGGGCUGGGCAAAAGGCCCCCCGACGCCCACCGGAGGGGGCAAAGCCGCUGUCGUUCGGCGCCAUCUGUCGGCCACCAAGAGCAACGCCGCGCUGUCCGCCGCCCUCAAGAGCCCGCACGUCAUCGAAGCGCUGCAGGAAGAGCUGCCAGAAGAAACAUCGCAGUCCAGCAUAGCCAUUUUCUGCGUGGUGCACAUGUUCGGCCACAUCCAGCCCGACUUCGACCUGAUUGUCAACGCCAGCUGGGGACGCCACUGCGACCACUUGCUUUUCGUGAGCAACAACCUGGACCGGGCGCGCAUUGGGCUCACCAUGUACGUGGAAGAGCGCAGUCCGACGAAGGCCUGUCUCGUAGUGCUGCGCUACCUGCAGGAGCUGGAGGACGACGCCGUCGACGAUGUCAACUGGUUCCUCUGGACAUCGGUCCACUCCUUCGUCAUCGUUGAGAACCUCAGGCACGUGGUGGAGGGCCUGGAUCCAUCCGAACCCUCGUACCUGGGCCCCUUGUGGAGUGGCGCGCGAAGCCUACGUCCGCUCAGCAACACCACUUUUGUGGUCAACCGAGCCGCCCUGAAUCGCAUUGCACGCACCAACUGCUCCUCCUUCCGGACGAUUGUGAGGUGCGUGAACACGGCGGGCGUCAAGGUGGUGGACAGCCGGGACGAGCGCGGCUGCGAGCGCUUCUUCAAGGGCGGCCUGGGAGCCGGCUGCCUCCCCUUCCGGAACGCGUUCACGCCGAGCCUGCCGGCGCAACAGCGCUGCCUGAGCACAACGUUCGUGUCGGUGCACGCGCAUGCGCACGAAAUGCUGGUGUUCGAGUACCUGACGCACGUGCUGGCUGCCUACGGCCAGCGAGCACGGCUCAACGUCACCGACGCGCGGGUGCCCUGGAACGCCUCCGCCAUGCCCGCGUGGUCUGACCAGGAGCUGCGACUCAUCCACGCAUGGGGGCAGAAAACGAUCGCCCGCGUCGCCAACCACACGACGAAGCGCCGAGUGUAAUUCCGGAAAUAGAGCUGAUAUUCAACAAUUGUGACCCAUCCUCGUUCCAAUAUAAUCAAUAAAGAAUCCACAGAACGGAA
Molecule: messenger RNA, 1549 nt
Organism: Dermacentor albipictus
Lineage: Eukaryota; Metazoa; Arthropoda; Arachnida; Ixodida; Ixodidae
Product: glycoprotein-N-acetylgalactosamine 3-beta-galactosyltransferase 1-like
Molecular function (GO): N-acetylgalactosaminide beta-1,3-galactosyltransferase activity
Source: RefSeq, a predicted model, not a curated record